AUGGCUUACAACUACACCAAGAUGAAUACCGGACGCCCGGAGCCAAUCCAGCAACAGCAGCCGCCUCCUCAACCAGGCAAGAAGUACGAGCUGUCUGUUGAACAGCAACCGAUCCGAGCUCGAAUGUGUGGCUUCGGUGACAAGGAUCGAAGGCCGAUAACUCCUCCGCCCUGCAUCCGGUUAGUUGUCAUCGACAACCAGACAGGAAGAGAAGUCGACUUUCAGGAUAUCGACAGCACAUAUUUCGUCCUCAUGGUGGACCUCUUCGAUGCGGCGGGAGUUGAUCCCGUUAACCUUGUCCGGCAUAGUUCUGCAGCGCCGACAGUUAGCAUCUCCAGCAGCACAACCACUUCAUAUCCUCCUCCUCCGGAGCGAACGCAUCAAAUGGUGACUACAUCAACUCCCUACGACUUCAGACCAUAUGGCAGCAAUCCUUCGUCAAUGGGAUACUGCUAUCCACAGCAAUACCAAAUGUAUGGCCCACCUCAGGCCGCCAUGAUCCCCGCCACGCCCAUUGGCUCAAAUCACACGCGCAACCUUAUUGGCAUGAAUGCAGUCAACGCCUGCCGCCUCAACGACCUGGCAGGCAAGCCUGGCUUUUGGUUCGUGCUACAGGAUCUCAGUGUGCGCACCGAGGGCACCUUCCGGCUGAAGCUCAGCCUCUUCGAUAUUGGCGCCGGGGAUGGCACAAACGGCACUGUCCACCUAAACGGACCCAGCAAAGGUAAAGGCCCGUGUCUUGCCACCAACUACACCGAUCCCUUUACUGUCUACUCAGCCAAGAAGUUUCCCGGUGUGAUUGAAAGCACCAAACUCAGCAAAUGCUUUGCGCAACAGGGCAUCAAGAUCCCCAUCCGCAAAGAUGGUGGGCCCAAAGUGCCCAAUCAAUCCGAGUUCGACGAGUAG
Molecule: messenger RNA, 906 nt
Organism: Alternaria burnsii
Lineage: Eukaryota; Fungi; Ascomycota; Dothideomycetes; Pleosporales; Pleosporaceae
Exons: 1
Coding region: 1-906 (301 amino acids)
Source: RefSeq, a predicted model, not a curated record